GCACUGUGUGUCGUGCUAGCUAGAGGCGGUGUCAUGUCGAUCCUGGGCCUGGGCAAGGUUUGCUGGCUGCCAGGCCAAAUCUACCACCGUGGACUCGCCGUUCCCUGCCAUACUUAGCAAGAGACCAUGGAAUUAGACGAACUCCUCGCUGAUCUCCAGUCGGCUCUCCCUCCCGACGUGGAGCCUUCCUCCCCGUACCCGCCUCUCUCCAAUGGCAGCGGGUUCGGAUCUCAUAAUCACAGAGAGCAGCACACGUAUGAGUCGGCAGACCCCGAGGAGGAGGCGGGGUUUGUGGCCAGCUACGAGAUGCCGCACUCCUCUGCGGAGAGAUCUGUCAGCCCUGAGUCUCAGCCAGGAGAAGAAGAGAUCCAGUACAGUGAGGUGAGGAAGGGACCUCGCUACGUCCCCAAGAGCCGCUCUGAGUCCCGCUCCCCACCCCCCCACGGAGUCAUCUCCCCACCCCCCAAGGUCCCCCGCAGUCCGGGGGGCAUCUCCGAACUGGACUCCCUCCUGGAGAUGUUGAAUGAGACGCAGAUCAACAGCAAAGCUUCCUGUCUGUGGUCCUCCAUAAAAGCCCCUGUCUCCCGGUAAUACAGGCAGUUCGUGACCUCUCCAUUGUUAGCUCUGCCAGUGGCCCCCCUGGUGACUGUGUGUGAGAGUCUUGCUGGGAGCUAUAGAGGCUUCAUAUCGACAGCCUCUGACCGCCUGUAGUACUAAUGCCAGUUCUAUAGAGAGAGUCUCAGUUGUGUGAGAGAGAGUCUACUUUGCUUGCUGCCUAAAGUGAAGAGGUUGGAACUACAGUACUUUGCUUGCUGCCUAAAGUGAAGAGGUUGGAACUCCAGUACUUUGCUUGCUGCCUAAAGUGAAGAGGUUCGAACUCCAGUACUUUGCUUGCUGCCUAAAGUGAAGAGGUUGGAACUACAGUACUUUGGUUGCUACUGGUACUUUGGUUGCUGCUGAGGCCCCUGGAGGUAACUACUGAAGCUGAGGAGUCCAGAUCUCAGUGUUGAAUUUGACAGAGUUCUGACGUACAGUAAUCAGUGAGGUUCAACAGUGAGACUUGUUGAGGAGUUCUUUCCCUGCCUCUGGCUGUCUUCCCAGUGCAGUGGGACACCACUGGCUCUUUCAGGACAGCUUCUCUGUGAGCCUUUUCAGGACAGCUUCUUUCAAGAGACCUCCUUCCAGGGCAACUCAAUCUUCCUGUAAUCUGUAGCAGGAAGAAGAUGACCACACACUACAGUUCUUCAACGCAACCUCGGCGGACGUCAGGUCGUACCCACCCUCCCCUCCCUCCUCUCUCCACCCUCCCUCGCUCCUUCUCAAGCUCCCUGGACAACCACGGACCCCCCAGUCCGAAAUCUCACACGAUGGCCCCCCGAGGCCGCCGGCCCCACUACAGCACGUCGACAGCUCCCGCCUACCGGAUCUCCCAAAAUGGAGAGCUCACGCUAACCAAGAGAAUCCUCUCCACCGCAGGUCAAACAGGGAGCACACAGGACUUGCGUGUGCUGCUCAGCGAUGCUCUGGCACUCACAGAGAAACUGGAUUCAGUGACGGCAUCAGUUGGAAGUCGACCCACUAGCUCGACAAGCACAAGGCUCUCUGCUAGCUCAGUCUUCCUCAACAGUCCUGUGGCAAAGAGCCCUCGGAGCCCUGUGGUCAAAAGCCCGCGGAGCCCUGUGGUACGGAGUCCCGGUGCUUAUUCUGAGACCCGUUCCAUGUUCCGAGCCCGGAGUCUCGGGAAUGGGCUCGACGAUGUGGGUAUUACGUCGCCUGAGCAUCACUACGAGACUUCGGCCACUUUCUCUCCAGCAAGAGCUGCUUCGACCACUCCUGUGAGGAAGUCCCAGCUCGUUCAAAACGGGCACACGUCCCCUCCUCUGGCAUCGGGGACCCUCCCUCACCUUCGCAGGGGGUCUCCCCUCCUUAACGACGCUCGUAACAGCGACUACGACACACCAAAAGCUGCGCACACCUCCCGCCAGUUAUCGCAGAAGAGCUUAAUGUCACAGAAGAGCGUAACUUCAAUAUCAUCGCAAAUGAGCACAGGAUCAGCUGCUCCACAUAAGUCGACUAUAUACUCCAACGGACAUCAUAACGAAGGGGCAAAGGAGCCCGCGGGGAAGGUUAAGAAAUCUGACAGCGUCGACAUUGGUCUUGAUUGUAUCGCUCAACUUGAGGCGUUGGAGAUGGAGCUACGCAGCUAUGAGCCGGCACAGGGCCCUCCGAGCAGCCAGGAGGAGAGAGGAGAGGUGGGGAGCAGCAAUGUGGAGAUAGAGAGCCACUAUGAGGUGGACCCUCACUACAUACCCACACCAAAGAAGGAGAGGUCCGUCCCCCCGUCUGAGAGGGUAGGUGGUGUCCGACCAACCAUGAAAGAUUUCGUUGACGAGCUGACAGAGGUCGAGCAAAAGGUCAGUGAGGACCUUAGCGACCCCCACCGUCCUCGUGGAAUGACGUCGUCAACGGCAACCAGGGAACUGGACGAGCUUAUGGCAAACCUCUCGAACUUCGAACCCGCGUCUUCGUCCUCCGGGGGGGAUGUGGAGAGGAUGGAGGGGGGCGGGGCAGUUGCUAGGGAGUCAGGGAAGACACGGUCGACGGCCAUGGACAACCUCAACUCCAUGUUAGGAUCGCUGGACGAAGUCAUGACCAAGAGACAUGGAGUCAACACAACCGCCAAAGGAGUGUGUGCAGCAUGCAACAAGCCCAUCUUGACCAAGGUGGUCAACGCCCUCGGCUGCCAGUGGCACAAGGAGCACUUCACGUGCGCCCAGUGCGAUGUGGAACUCGGUAGCUCCACCUACUACGAGAGCAACGGACGGCCGUAUUGCGAGAAGGACUAUCACGAGUUGUUUGCUCCUCGCUGUGCCUACUGCAACGGCCCCAUUCUGGAGAGGGUCCUGAGGGCGCUGGACAAGACUUGGCACAAGGAGCACUUCUUCUGCACGUUGUGUGGCAAAGAUUUCGGAGCUGAAGGCUACCACGAGAAAGACGGGAAGGCAUUCUGCCGGGAGUGCUACUAUGAGAAGUUUGCUCCUCGCUGCAAGAGGUGUGAGAAGGCCAUAAUGGAGGGAUUCGUCACCGCCCUCGGCUCCCAGUGGCACCCCGAGUGCUUCUGCUGCAAGGUGUGUGGAGUGACGUUUCCUCGAGGGAACUAUUUCGACCACGAGGGAGAGCCGCACUGCGAGAUCCAUUACCACGCCUCUCGCGGGACUCUCUGUGCCUCCUGCCAGAAACCUGUCACUGGAAAGUGUAUAACUGCGAUGGGUCGCAAGUGGCAUCCUGAACACUUCACGUGCGCAUUUUGCCUCAAACUGCUGCAACAAGGGCACCUUCAAGGAGCAUCGCCACAACCCUUACUGCCAGCCUUGCUUCAUCAAGCUCUUCGGCUAGCCAGCAGCCCCACCCCUCCCACCCUACCACUGCUAUGUUAUAUCUACUGACAUUAUGCCACUACUGUAACAUGUGUUGCUGAGAGUCACCACUAGCUGCUAACUUUCACCAGUUGUUGAAAAGAGUCUAGUUUUGUGCUGUAGAUAUUAUUGAUAGAGUGUAUAUAAUAUACAGACAUUGUACUAUUGAAGUCAGUAUGUUGUAACUUGUAGAUGCUAAUUUUUUAUGACCUUGUCAGGGUAUCAAAAAAAACGAAUA
This is a messenger RNA of Geodia barretti, 3654 nucleotides long. NCBI's taxonomy places the organism in Eukaryota, Metazoa, Porifera, Demospongiae, Tetractinellida, Geodiidae. The record is from the annotation of a GenBank genome assembly.